Messenger RNA from Seminavis robusta, 1528 nucleotides. Lineage: Eukaryota; Bacillariophyta; Bacillariophyceae; Naviculales; Naviculaceae. The record is from the annotation of a GenBank genome assembly.
GUACGAGCGUGUGAAGAAGUGAAGCCCGCAGCCGGAUGAUGAUGUUGGUUGAUGCUUGUGUGCAGGUUCCCAAGCACCAUUCCUACCGGUACGUUGUACCGGUCGCAUCUAUUCUCUCUCUGUGUGUGUGUCUCAUCUUUCAAUCACAAACCACAAGACCUACCUUGGACCUUACCUUCCGGUUUUGCUGUUUCCUUUCUUGUGUUGGCUGGUGUAACAUACCAUUCCAUCCAUCCUCAUUCCAUUCCUUCCGUGGCGUUGAAUCGUAUCGUUGAAAGCAAGAACCAAGAUGAAGUUGUUGGGUCGUAAUAAGAGUUCCUUCCAGAACCAGUGGACUACUGGCAGUGUGAGUAGCAGGAGUAGUAGUGUGCCCUCUUGUGUGGUGGUACCACCUGAUGACCAAGAUGACACUGAAGUGGAUCCUUGGUGUCCCGACAAUUUUGGUGCCAUGUCCAAACUGUGGCAAUUGAGCGACGAGGAGGAAAUUCAAAUGCGCGAACUCCAAGAUCAAUUGUCCGACGUAGAUCAUUGGAAGAAUGAUCCGUUUGAAGUCGUACGAUUCUACAAGCACUACCAAGGCAAUCUCCGGAAGGCAGAAGACAAGUUCCGCAAAAUGGUCUUUUGGCGGUGGCAACAUCACAUUGAUUCCCUUAUUACUUCUGGGGCCAAGCCCCUCGGGGACUGUUUCCCGGCAUCCGUACUGCGUGGCUACGACAAGGACGGAGAUCCCAUUUACUUCCAACGCACCGCGGACGGCGCUUUCCAAGACACGCAAGGCAUGAUGGACUACAUUACGCACCAACGAGAGCGAGAUUUGACACGACGACCAAGAGGUGGUUGGCAACGAGACGUGUACGAACGCGAAAUGGGACGACGUGUGGCACGCAUGACCGUCGUGAUCGAUUUGCAAGGUUUCCAACGGGAUCAUUGGCCCCUCCUCCAAGCACAUCUCACGCAAGAGUACUACGUUGGAGUCGCCAAGCGGAUUCUCCUGGUACGAGCACCACCGCUAUUCAAGGCCAUGUGGCGUCUGAAGCGACAUUUCUUGGAUCCGGCCAUGGUCAAAUUGGUCACGUCCACCGGCCAACACGUGCUCGAACAGUAUAUCGAUCCACAAGUACUCCCUCCUUCUUUGGGAGGCAGUGGCGGGGUCAUGCCCGAAUAUGAGCGUGUUGUCCAACAACAACGGGGAGCCCCCUUUUCCAAACACUUGCACAAAUUGUCCUCGUCGGAAACCGAUGCGACGUCCCUCGCCGAUUACAGUAGUACCCUGUCCCUGCUGGAUACUCAACCCCAACACCAAGACGGAGUGGGUGGUCUCAUUAUUGGAGGAGGAUCCUUUAGUUCCGAAACAAACAAGGUCACGCUCAUCCAGUCGACUGCAGGUACAACAGCUUGCUAAAGGAAAGAAACGCAAACAUACAUUCAUUGGCCCAUCAUGCUAGCUACCGGUCCAGGGCCAGCAAAAAGCUGUGCUACUAUUACGUUGUUGUAAUGACUAUUGUAACUUUCGCCCUUGCAUUCCUCC